Messenger RNA from Aplosporella prunicola CBS 121167, 576 nucleotides. RefSeq lists its product as uncharacterized. The record is from RefSeq and is a predicted model, not a curated record. The transcript has a single exon. Bases 102 to 473 code for a protein of 123 amino acids. Lineage: Eukaryota; Fungi; Ascomycota; Dothideomycetes; Botryosphaeriales; Aplosporellaceae.
GGUUGGAGCACUGGAAGCAUCCUCGCAUACCCGUUGUUUCAUUCCAUUCGUGCUUACGAGCUGACGUCUCAUCGUGGAAGUUGGAUGGCUCGCAUGUUGGCAUGCUUGCGGGGGUUUCCGAGCAAAAUCGCGUGUUCUGGUGGAGGAGACGGGACUCGCGAAUUGGUCUGGUGAUGUCAGAAACGCGAAAAGUUGUGGAAACCGAGAGAUUUCGCCCGGCGAAGGCCGCCCGCAUCGCCAUCACCAGCGACCCUGCCCCGCCACACUCCCAACCUCCCUCACUCAAUACCAACAAGCAAAAACGCACACACUCCAUCCACGACACGCACCCCUACCCAUCCUUGCCUCCUUCGGCCAAGCCCACGACCCGAUUUCAAUACCACAACCGCGCCGCCACACCCGUCGCGCCAGUCCCAGACAGGAAGGCCAAAAAGAGCGGGGGAGAGCGGCACACCGAUCACAAGGAAAGCUAGCAGCGCCGGCGGGCGAUCGAAAUGCCUAGCCAGGGAAGAGCGCCGAGGGAAGGGCCGAGCGGGUCGCGUCAUUGGAUGGAGGUUUGACGGGACGGGCGUGGAU